AUGCUCGCUAACAUUGAAAAAACAGUUCAUGAAGAGGACCAUCUUUCGUCAUCCCUUGUUGUUGCUGCUGGCCACUCGGAGUCAACAACACCUUUGACCACCACCACCACUACCUCUACGUUCGAUGAAGAACAAGACGAAACAUCAUCCAUUCCUCCGAAUGACCAACGAAAAGGCCACAAAGGAGUCUUUAUCGAAAUUGGAGAACGUAUGAAAAACUAUGAAAAGAAUCAAGGCCCAUUUCUUUCACUCGAUAAGCCUUUCAUGGCCCGAUUGGAUGGACACAAAUUCAGUUCCUUUUCUUAUCCCUUCCGAAAACCCUAUGAUGAUUUAUUGCAUGCCGUGAUGGUUCAAACUGCUGCAGAUCUCUUGGAAGAAUUUACAGAGGCCACCUGUGCCUACACACAAUCGGAUGAGAUUACACUGACCUUUCCUAAUGAAGUUCAAGUAGUAGGUGUUGUUGCUGGAUCCGCGGAUCAUGAUCUUAUUCAAGACGACAAGGACAACCAAUAUGAAAAGUCUUCCGAGAUGUUGUUGAAGAAUAGAAUUCAACCACAACAGCAACAACCACGACCCAAAUCCAUUGCAUUUGGAGGAAAGGUCACCAAAUGGUCAACUCUUUUGGCAAGUUAUUGCUCAGUCCGAUUUAAUUUCAAUUGUCAACAAUUAGUUCCAUUGUGGCCAACUAAGGAAGAAUAUGUCGAGAAACAAUGUCCUGCCAAUCAAACUCGAAAAUCCUAUUCUCCAGAGGCUGUUCAAAACAUGUUGAAAAGAGGAAAGGCCUAUUUCGAUGCUCGAUUAUUUCAAGUUGAUUCAACACAAGAAUUUGUGAAUAACAUCAGGUGGAGAUCGAAUUAUGAUUGUGAGAGAAAUUCACGAACCAAUUUGGGUGCAUGUUUUUUCAGCACUAAGGAAAUGAAUGGACUUCGUGCCAGCCAAGUCGUUGAAAAAUUGAAAACUGAAAAACAAAUCGACUGGAAUUCGUAUCCCAUGGGUUUCAAAUAUGGAACGUUUAUCAAGAAAUCGAAAUAUGAGAAAACAGUGCAUGUGGAGAAAACAAACCAAACCAUGACUUGUACAAGAACGAAAAUGGAUGCUUAUUCCUUCAAGUUGGACUCUUUUGAUCCCAAGUAUAUUCAACUCUUUACUUUGAAAACUUGGAAUGAAGUGUUCGAGGCAGGAAUUUUGAAUAAGGAAAAUCUCGAACAGGAACCUCUCUUUCGUGAUCUUCUCUCAGACUCUAUGAAAUGA
Messenger RNA from Naegleria fowleri, 1251 nucleotides. RefSeq lists its product as uncharacterized. Bases 1 to 1251 code for a protein of 416 amino acids. Lineage: Eukaryota; Heterolobosea; Eutetramitea; Acrasida; Naegleriidae. The record is from RefSeq and is a predicted model, not a curated record. Gene Ontology annotation, molecular function: tRNA guanylyltransferase activity; magnesium ion binding. The transcript has a single exon. Gene Ontology annotation, biological process: tRNA modification.